This is a messenger RNA of Aedes albopictus (Asian tiger mosquito), 2974 nucleotides long. RefSeq names its product protein vav (gene Vav). The record is from RefSeq and is a predicted model, not a curated record. Gene Ontology annotation, molecular function: guanyl-nucleotide exchange factor activity; protein binding. Gene Ontology annotation, cellular component: cytoplasm. Bases 150 to 2573 code for a protein of 807 amino acids. Lineage: Eukaryota; Metazoa; Arthropoda; Insecta; Diptera; Culicidae. The transcript has 14 exons. Gene Ontology annotation, biological process: regulation of GTPase activity; cell migration.
GAGUGGACAGGCAGUCUCACUCAUCUUCUUCGCCAGUCAGUCACUUCUGUAAAAUUCUGUGUUUGUGCUUUUAUUUUGUGCUAUAUUUAUUGAAAAAAUUGAUUCCCGUAAACAUUUUCCCGUGAAUACAACAACCAAGCCCUUGCGGAAUGGCCAUGGCAGACGAUCUCUGGCGGGAGUGCGCCGCCUGGCUCACUCGGUGCAAAAUCAUCCCAGCGGAUCACAAAGCGAACCAAUCGGACUCGGAGAUCAAAACCCUGGCUGCAAUCCUGCGGGAUGGCGUUCUGCUGUGCAAUCUGCUGAACUUUUUGGACUCCAGUGCAUUCGAGGCCCGAGAUUUCAACCGGAAGCCACAAAUGGCCCAUUUUUUAUGCAUUCAAAACAUCAAGCUGUUUUUGGAAAUAUGCAAAACCAAUUUCGGCCUUAAGGAUUCGGAUCUGUUCGAUCCCACCAUGCUGUAUGAUCUCACUAACUUCCAUCGUGUGCUAAUAACCUUGUCAAAGCUUUCCCAGUCCCGUAAAGCCCAGUUGGCGCAUAAUAUAGUCGGCUUCAACUAUCAAAUAUCACAGUCGGAUAAGAGUCACUCUGAUGAAGACAUCUAUAAAGAUUUACACGGAUCAUCUAACAUUUAUACUACUACUAAAACGGAAGUUAGGGAUGUAGUCGAAUCGAAUAACGUUAACCAAUUUUACGGAGUGACUUGGACUACAGAUCAUCAUUCCUGCUUUGAUUACGAAGCCAGGGAUAUCUACGAUAACAUCGCCAAUGAUGGCGAGAAAAUUUAUGAAGACCUAUGCUAUGUCACUUUCUCUUCAACCACUACACCGCAGUUUGCAUCGACAGCUAGUUUCGAGCAGAGAGAUUUCGUCAUUAAAGAACUAGUCGACACGGAAACCAACUAUCUAGAUGCAUUAAUGGCCCUAAAAUACAAAUUUAUGCAACCGCUGGAAAGGGCGCUAACGAAAGAGGUGCUACGUAUAAUAUUCCCCUGUAUAAAAGAGCUAGUGGACAUCCACGAAAAAUUCCUGGCCAAACUGAAGGAAGCGGUGGCCGUGGAUUCCAAGUUGAAACUUAGUGUAGUGUUUUUAGAAUUUCGAGAACCGUUUCUCAUCUACGGAGAUUAUUGUUCCAGUAUGACCAACGCUACCGAUAUGCUUCGAGAAGUGUGCAAGAAGUCGUCGAAUGUUGAGCAAAUUGUUAACCAAAGUCAAAAAGAGCACAGUGAUGGUCGAUUGCAACUACGUGACAUAUUAUCUGUUCCUAUGCAGAGAAUCUUGAAAUAUCACCUUCUAUUAGAUAAAUUAGUACAAGAAACAAGUCCGUCACACGAAGAUUUCCGUGGCCUUGAACGAGCCAAAGAGGCAAUGGUAGAUGUAGCACAGUAUUCCAACGAAGUUAAACGAGAUUCGGAACACCUGGUUGUUAUACAAAAGGUUAAAGAAAGUAUUUUAGAUUUGAACCUUCCGAAUGGAAACAAUCUCGAACAGUAUGGUAGGCUAUUGUUAGAUGGUGAUUUAAAUAUAAAAGCCCACGAGGAUCAGAAAACUAAACAUCGAUAUGCCUUUGUGUUUGAAAAGGUGAUGAUAUUAGUGAAAAAUUCGAAUACAAAAAUCGGGGAAGGGCAAUAUGUGUUUCGGGAGGCACAUAAUCUACAAGACUACCGUGUCGAGAUCUGCCACUCCCGACGGACUUUGGGUCGGGACGGUAGACUGAAGUAUUCCUUACUAUUAGCGAGAAAGACCCAAUCGACAGCAUUUACUUUAUACAUGAAAACCGAAGAAGAGCGGGAUAAAUGGAAAAGGGCCUUCGAUAUAGCCAUGGAAGUCAUAGAUCCAAUAGGGUGUCGAAAUACGGAUCAUAGAUUCAACGUAUGCACCUUCGACGCACCCAUUAUCUGCAGGCAUUGCUCGAAAUUUCUGAAAGGAAAAAUUCACCAAGGUUACCGCUGCAAAAGUUGCGAAAUAGUAGUGCACAAAGGCUGCAUAUCGUCAACGGGCCGGUGCAAACAGAACCAGUCUCCGCCGCCGGUGUGCGAUCGAUUACUGUCGGAGUUCAACUGGUUCGUUGGGGCGAUGGAUCGAGACACGGCUACCAAUAAGUUAGAGAAGAAAAAAGUUGGCACCUAUUUAUUACGUGUCCGUCCUCAAGGAGCAUCGAAUUCUUAUGAGACAAUUUACGCGUUAAGUUUAAAAACCGAUAACAAAAUUAUAAAACACAUGAAAAUUUAUCAAAAGCAAGAAAAUUUUAGCGUGUUGUAUUACCUGUCGACUCGAAGGCAUUUUAAAACUAUUGUGGAGCUAGUAUCUUUCUAUGAACGAAACGAUUUGGGUGAAAAUUUUGCUGGCCUAAACCAAUCGCUACAAUGGCCUUUCAAAGAAGUUAUAGCGACGGCCUUGUACGACUUUUCCCCGAAUGAACCCAACCAAUUGCCGCUGCGGCAGGGCUGCCAAGUAAUUGUUAUAGGAAAGGAAGGCGACAGUAAAGGAUGGUGGCGGGGAAAAACGUUAGAAAAGGUUGGAUUUUUCCCCAAGGAAUAUGUACGCGAAAACCAAACGAUUUCGGACGAUCAAUGACAUUACGACUACUUCGUUUACAUCGAACCGCAUGCGACAAAACGCAGGAAUCUCUAAAAAUGGAACUUAUCUGGAAAAUCUAUAACUACCUUGUUGUUACUGUUAUGCUUUAUUGUUUAAUGGUAGGGAAGAAAGCCUAGGAAUAGUGUGUUAAGAUCUAUGUACAUUAGUGCUGGAUGUAUCGCUAUAGUUUAUUUCAUUAAUUUAAAAUUACUGACAUUCAAGAGAGACUUAAUAGUUUCGAUGCCAAAUUUUCUAUAUAUAUUUAAGCUAUAAAAUAUAUAUACAACCAAAUUACUUAAAAAUUACAAUUUAUCGAUAGAUAUCACCAUCCAUGAUUUUGUUCAACCUCAUUAGAAAGCGUCUAUAAAUUACGUUAAUAAAAAAAUGUCCAUUUUCAA